AUGCCGCCUAAGCCCAUGCAGAACCACCAGCCCAAGAACACUGCCCGUCUGAAACUCGUCGUGCGGCGAUUGCCUCCCGCCCUUAGCAAAGAUGAGUUUCUCACUACCCUCGGCGAAGACUGGAAAGUCCCCGGCGCUAAGGUCGACUACCUGGAUUAUCGUUGCGGAAAGACAAAGGCUCCCGGAAAGCUGUCUUUGCAGUCGCGCGCAUACCUUCAUUUGACCAACGAGCAGCACAUCAAGCCCUUCGAAGCUCACUUCUUGCAGCUUGUCUUUCACGAUGCCAAAGGCUCUCACAAGGACCCCCAGCUCAAGCAGCUUCUGCCCUCGCUUGCCUUUGCUCCCAACCAGCGCAUUCCUACCCUCAAGCAACGCCAGGACGGUCGCCAAGGCACAAUCGAUCAAGACCCCGAAUUCAUUGCUUUCCUUGAACGCGAGACUCAGCCCGUCGCUAAGCCCCUCUCUCUUGAUCAGGCUCUGGCUCAGGAGAAGCCCAAGGACAAAGUUUCGUCUACCCCUCUAUUGGACGACUUGCGCGAGAAGAAGCAGAACAAGGCUAGGGCCAAUCAGAAACACAAGGAGGAGAAGCAGUCAGAGAAGUCCUCGGCUAGGGGCCGCGACAACAAGUCCGACGCCAAACAGCCUGUGAAGCUCCUCGCCAAAGACAAGAAGAACCAAUCUGCUCAGCCUGCCGCCCCUGCUCCACCGCCCACCGCCACUCCUGCUUCUGGUCGCAAGCGCGAUCGUGCCGCUCCUAAUAACAACAUCAAGUCCAUGCUGCAGAGAGAUCUUGGUCUAAACCCUCCAACCAAGCGUGGCGGAAAGGACGCGUCCCCAGCAAAUGCUUCCAAGACAACAUCUCCUGCUCCAGCCAUCUGGUCGCAACAAGGAGAAGGCAGCCGCCCAGAGCGCUGCACAGGAAAACUCAAGCCCGCAGCUCCCGCUCCUACUGGUAUCUUGAAGAAGCCUGCUCAGCCGCCUACACCCAAGGCUCCUAAAGCUGCCAAAGGAAACAAUGCCACUGCUCCAGCACCUGCCUCGGCGCCGGCUUCUUCUAACAGGCAACCCAAGACUUCGGCAAACGCAGCCAGCAGCACCACCAAGGCCUACCUCAAGCAUGCAAACGCUUCGCAAGGCGUGACCGAGCCUCUUCUUCUCGCUGCUCUGUCCGCGUUCGGCCCCGUUGUCAAGGUCGAGAUUGACAAGCGCAAGGGCACCGCUUUGGCUGAGUUCAAAGAUAACGAAGGAUUGAAGGCUGCCAUGUCCAAGAAGAAUGUUCCCGUCGCUCAGGGUGCUGUCGAAGUACUCGAGUUCAGGGACAAGCAAUCUCAGGGUGGUCGCAACGCCCCAGCUAACAACAACUCCAGAGGUCCCAAUGGCAAUGCUUCCAACCGAGGCCGAGGAGGACGCGCAAGAGGUGGUGCCGCUGCUGGCAACACCGCAGCUGCUGCCAACGGUAACGGCCAAGCAGUUGCUACGAAUGGCAACAAGGGGGAUGCUACAUGA
Molecule: messenger RNA, 1506 nt
Organism: Aureobasidium musti
Lineage: Eukaryota; Fungi; Ascomycota; Dothideomycetes; Dothideales; Saccotheciaceae
Source: the annotation of a GenBank genome assembly